CGUUGCCGUCUCUCCGUCCAUUCAUACACAAACAUACGCGUGCCCAAACGUGUUUCACAAUUUCAUUCUAUAAACAUCUCCUCUCCACAAACUGCACCACACUCUCCAGUUUCUAGUUUCUUCUUCCCAGAUCCAUUCGACACAACACUACACUACUCAGAGACACCGCCAUGGAAGCAGCCACUGGUUCAACUUCAACCCUUGCCAUUGGAAUUGGAUCGCCAUUUCGGGACACCGACCCCAGGCCCCCUGCCUCCCGUUCCCUUUAUUUUCCUUCCGAAUCCCUCAUCUCUGUUCCUCAUUAUCGGUCCUUCGUUUCUCCAUCAAAACUUGGAAAGAAGUCGAUUACUCUCCCCUGUAGUGGCCGGGGUCGGGGAUUGGGAUUCCCAAUGGUUAAAGCGUCUCUGUCUCCGGAUCCGGAUGGUUCUGCUGCCCAAAUUGCUCCACUUCGGCUCCAGUCUCCAAUUGGCCAGUUUCUGUCUCAAAUCCUGACUACCCAUCCCCACCUUCUUCCUGCAGCCGUCGACCAGCAGCUUCAACAGCUGCAGACCCAACGUCAUGCUGAAGAACUAACUCAAGAGCCCUCCGCUUCAGCUACUCAUGACAUUGUCUUGUACAGGAGGAUUGCUGAGGUUAAGGCAAUUGAAAGGAAGAGGGCCUUAGAAGAGAUAUUAUAUGCAAUGGUGGUGCAACGAUUCAUGGACGCCGAUGUUCCUCUAAUACCAGCUGUUGCCCCGUCGUCUACGGAUCCAUAUGGCCGAGUUGACACAUGGGCACGAGAUGAUGAAAAGCUGGAGCGGCUUCACUCGUCGGAAGCAAGCGAAAUGAUUCAGAACCACCUAGCGCUGGUUUUGGGGAAUCGGAUUGGUGACUUUGCGUCAGUAGCGCAGAUAAGCAAACUAAGAGUGGGGCAGGUGUAUGCUGCGUCUGUGAUGUAUGGGUACUUCCUCAAGCGAGUGGAUGAGAGAUUUCAGCUUGAGAAGACUGUGAAAGUGCUACCAGCCAGUGCAACUGUUGAGGGCUCCUUCUCCAAUGCACCAGUGCAUCCUGAAAUCUCUUCCAUGGCAGCUGAACAGGGAGAUGUUAGUCCUGGGGAGUCGGGUAUGGGGAUCAAGCCCUCCCGACUGCGAACAUACGUAAUGUCAUUUGAUGGGGAGACACUGCAGAGAUUUGCCACAAUAAGGUCAAAAGAGGCCGUUAGCAUCAUUGAGAGACACACGGAGGCCUUGUUUGGAAGACCCCAGAUUGCAAUCACCCCGCAAGGAACAGUAGAUACCUCCAAAGACGAGCUUAUCAAAAUCAGCUUUGGUGGGUUGAAGAGACUAGUUUUGGAAGCCGUGACUUUCGGUUCUUUCCUGUGGGAUGUGGAGACGUAUGUGGACUCCAGGUAUCAUUUUGUCAUGAAUUGAGACAUGAACUUACUCGUGCAUUCUGGACAAUGGAUGCCUCCAGCGAAUGUAAUGUUAACUGUAUAUGUUUUGUUUAACUCAACCAUUUACAUUUUCACAUUUUAAAAUUAUCUUAUUUUUUUAAA
Molecule: messenger RNA, 1534 nt
Organism: Cucurbita pepo subsp. pepo (vegetable marrow)
Lineage: Eukaryota; Viridiplantae; Streptophyta; Magnoliopsida; Cucurbitales; Cucurbitaceae
Product: UV-B-induced protein At3g17800, chloroplastic
Source: RefSeq, a predicted model, not a curated record